AUGGUCUCCAGAAUGAAGUUUCACCCUCACUCACUGCGUCAUCUGGUCCUCCUGGCCGCCUGCGGAAUUCUGAUCUCAGUGAGAGAGUCAGGCGCCGUCUUUGUACCAGGAAGGUGUCUGUGCCCCAGGACUCAAGCACAGAUCACAGCCAGGCCACUGGACUUCACAGUCUAUCCCACAAGUCCACACUGUGACAGAGUUACUGUGAUUGUGACACUGAAGAGAAACAACGAGCUAGUUUGUCUGGAUCCAGAGUCACGGCUGGGAGCACACCUGGUGCACUGCUGGAACAGGGCUCAUCGUCUGGCCCGCAAUCCACAGAACUGUCUGAGGAGGAGGAGGAGGAAGGGGAGGGGGAGGAAGGGUCCGCAUCAGCGUUCUCUCCAGAGGUCCCUCGGCCACCGCCGGAAGGCCACCAAAGCCAACUAGCCAACUUCAUAGAGUCAUUGUUACGAAGCUACUGCAGCUGUCGAUCACUUUUUCUGUGGAAAUGUUGAAGAACAAUGAGAUUAUUGUGUCACUGGCUGAUAAAUGUAAGUCUGAGCCCUGGAGGCUUGGAGCACUAUUGAAGCUUCAAACAGGUGUAUGACAUUUGUACGGUUAUUUAUUGUUUUCUACUUGGAAAAAAAAGGUCUUUUACUAAAUAAACUGCAUCAA
Messenger RNA from Synchiropus splendidus (mandarinfish), 657 nucleotides. Its product is annotated as C-X-C motif chemokine 10-like. Gene Ontology annotation, cellular component: extracellular region. The record is from RefSeq and is a predicted model, not a curated record. Gene Ontology annotation, molecular function: chemokine activity; CXCR chemokine receptor binding. The transcript is spliced from 4 exons. Lineage: Eukaryota; Metazoa; Chordata; Actinopteri; Syngnathiformes; Callionymidae. Bases 1 to 429 code for a protein of 142 amino acids. Gene Ontology annotation, biological process: neutrophil chemotaxis; cellular response to lipopolysaccharide; chemokine-mediated signaling pathway.